AUGAGAGGCGGAAGCGGAGUCGAUGAGGGAGCAGCGGCCGUCGAUCCUGUGCCGCGAGGACACGAAAUCCUGAAUAAAGGGAAGAUCAUUCGUGUAGGAAGACAGGCCAGGCAGGUGGGACAAAAUCUGUUGACCAUGUCCCUGCCCAUCACUCCAGACCUCAUCCCUUCAUUCCGCAUCGUGGCUUACUACCAAGUAGGAAAUUCGGAGAUUGUAGCAGACUCGGUCUGGCUGGACAUCCAGGACACUUGCAUGGGAACGCUAGUGGUGAAAGGAGCCAGCAACGAAGACAGGAGAAUCCAUGAGCCGGGAACUCCAAUGAAACUCAAGCUGGAAGGAGACCACAGAGCUUAUGUCGGCCUGGUUGCCGUGGACAAAGGGGUCUACGUUCUGAACAAAAAACACAAAAUUACACAAUCUAAGAUCUGGGACUCCGUGGAGAAGAGUGACAUUGGCUGUACAGCUGGCAGUGGAAAGAACAAUCUGGGGGUAUUUACGGAUGCUGGACUGGCCCUGGAGACGAGCAAUAGGAUUUCCACAGUCCAGAGAACAGAUCCAGAGUGUCCCCGGCCAGCAAAACGCCGACGUCGCUCCGUUCAGCUCAUUGAAUAUAAGGCAAUCAAAACGGCAGAUUACCAGGACCGGAAGCUGAAGAAAUGCUGUGAAGACGGGAUGCACGAGAACCCCAUGGGGCACAGCUGCGAGAAGCGGGCUGGGUACAUCCUGGAUACGGAUGAAUGCAAGAAGACCUUCCUUGACUGCUGCAAUUAUAUCAAGACCAUACGGGACAAGCUGCAACGGGAGCUCCCCCUGAAACUUGCAAGAAGUGAAUUGGAUGAAGAUUUCAUGUCCGACGAAGAUAUCACCUCAAGGAGCCAGUUUCCAGAGAGCUGGUUGUGGCAAGUGGAGCAGCUGACUGAGCGACCAAAUGAACUGGGAAUUUCUUCCAAGACGGUGCCUAUUUUCCUGAAGGAUUCCAUCACCACCUGGGAAGUCCUGGCUGUGAGCCUUUCAGAGACCAAAGGGAUCUGUGUGGCUGACCCGUAUGAGAUAACAGUAAUGAAAGAUUUUUUCAUCGACCUCCGGCUGCCCUACUCUGUAGUGAGGAAUGAGCAGGUGGAAAUCCGGGCUAUUCUCUACAACUAUCGGGACCAAACAAUUAAGGUCCGUCUGGAGCUGCUGCAUAACCCAGUUUUCUGUAGCGCAUCCACUUCCAAGGCUAAAUACCGGCAGAUCCUUGACAUCGAAGCCAAGUCCUCCUUGGCCGUGCCAUUAGUGAUUGUCCCGCUGCAACUAGGAUCUCACGACAUUGAGGUCAAGGCAGCGGUGUGGGGCAGUUUUGUGUCUGAUGGCGUGAAAAAGAAACUGAAGGUUGUGCCAGAAGGGAUGAGGAUGAGCAAAACAAUUAAGUCUGUAGUAUUGGAUCCAUCUGCGAAAGGACCGGGCAGGAGUGACCGUGAUGUGAUUGAUUCUGCCCUCAGGCUGACGGCCUAUGUGGCGAAGGUCUUUGCCAUGGCUAAGAAACUGGUGCCCAUUGAAAACCAAGUUAUCUGUGGGGCGGUGAAAUGGCUGAUCCUGGAAAAGCAGAAACCGGAUGGAGUCUUCCAAGAAGAUGCCCCUGUAUGCCACGGAGAGAUGGUUGGAGGGUACAAGGGUGCUGAGCCUGAUGUCUCGUUAACGGCUUUUGUGCUGAUUGCAUUGGAAGAGGCCAAGGACAUCUGCAAGGAUCAAGUCAAUAGUUUGGAAGGCAGCAUCAGCAAAGCUGCUGAUUACUUAGCCCAAAGGUACCAGUCUCUAGUCAGACCUUACACUGUGGCUCUUGCGUCCUAUGCCUUAGCGAUGGUGGGGAGACUGGACACCGAGAAGGCGCUCAUGAAAGCUUCGACAGAGGGAAAUCGCUGGGAAGAGCGGAACGCCCGCACCUUCAACAUUGAGGGCACCUCGUACGCCUUGCUAGCCUUGCUGAAAAUGAAGAAGUAUGAGUUGACUGGUCCCAUAGUCAGAUGGCUGAGAGAGCAGAACUACUACGGCGGGGGAUAUGGAUCUACCCAAGCGACCAUCAUGGUGUUCCAGGCUCUUGCGCAGUACCAGAUAGACAUUCCGCAGCACAAAGACUUGAAUUUGGAUGUUUCUAUUCUCCUGCCGGGCCGUGCUCAACCUCUAAACUACAAAAUCGUAAACCAGAACGCUCUGGUGGCCAGAACAGCAGAGACCAAAUUGAAUGAAGACUUCACUGUGAAGGCAGAAGGGACUGGACAAGGGACCUUAACUGUAUUGACGGUUUAUAAUGCAAAGCUACGGGAGGAUGAUUCUCAGUGUAAGAAGUUUGACCUGAGGGUAUCGGUCGAAGAAGCCCAGGGCGUGAAGAAGCCGGAAGGAGCGAUGCGUUCAGUCUAUAUUAAAAUCUGCAUCAGGUUCCUCGGUGUGGUUGAUGCCACAAUGUCCAUCAUCGAUGUCUCCAUGCUCACUGGCUUCUCACCGGACGUGGGGGAUCUUAAGAGACUUUCCGAAGGGGUCGACAGAUACAUUUCCAAGUUUGAAAUCGACAAAGCCCCGUCCGACAGAGGCAACCUCAUAAUCUACCUGGACAAGGUUUCUCACACAGAGGAUGAAUGCCUGCAGUUUAAAGCUCACCAGUUUUUCGAAGUUGGUCUCAUUCAGCCGGCAUCCGUCACAGUCUACGACUAUUACAGCAUAGAUGACCGGUGCACCAAGUUCUACCACCCAUCUAAGCAGAGUGGGCUCUUCAAUAAGAUCUGUCACGGGGAAGUCUGCCGCUGUGCAGAAGAAAGCUGCUUCAUGCAGCAGAAGCUAGAGGGUCCCAUCACCCUGAACAAACGAAUAGAGGAAGCCUGUGAACCUGGAGUGGAUUAUGUGUAUAAAACCAGGCUUGUUAGCAGUGAAGAAGUGGGCGGUUCUGACUACUACACCAUGGAAAUAUUGGAAAUCAUUAAAGCAGGAACUGAUGAAAAUCCAAAAGGAAAAACCCGCCAAUUCAUCAGCCACAUAAAAUGCAGGGAGUCUCUGAGGCUGGAGCGUAACAAAGACUACUUGAUCUGGGGACUCAGCACCGACUUGUGGCGCAGGAAAGCUGAGCUAUCCUACAUCAUUGGCAAGGACACCUGGAUCGAGAAGUGGCCCAACGAGGACGAAUGCCAGGAGCCGGAUUUCCAGAGCCUCUGCCAGGAAUUCCUUGAGUUCUCUGAAGCCAUGACCAUGUUUGGCUGCCCAACCUAAACUUGGACCCAGCUUUCCCAGCAGCUCCAAGGGGACAGUUUGAGCUGAGAUGGAGAAUAACACUCAGGUGGAGACAUCUCCACUCAGAGUCCCAAUGCUGCUGACACUCGCCACUAGCCCUGUCCUCUUUGGGGGUUUUGCUCUCUUUUCUUCUUAUUGUUUCUAUAUAUAUAUAAAAGGCUGAUUUCUUA
Molecule: messenger RNA, 3428 nt
Organism: Chrysemys picta bellii (western painted turtle)
Lineage: Eukaryota; Metazoa; Chordata; Testudines; Emydidae
Source: RefSeq, a predicted model, not a curated record